Lobosporangium transversale is the source of this 1628-nucleotide messenger RNA. RefSeq names its product kynureninase. NCBI's taxonomy places the organism in Eukaryota, Fungi, Mortierellomycota, Mortierellomycetes, Mortierellales, Mortierellaceae. Gene Ontology annotation, cellular component: cytoplasm. The record is from RefSeq and is a predicted model, not a curated record. Gene Ontology annotation, molecular function: kynureninase activity; pyridoxal phosphate binding. The coding region runs from base 133 to 1533 and encodes 466 amino acids. Gene Ontology annotation, biological process: NAD+ biosynthetic process. The transcript has 4 exons.
UUUCAUUCGAUUCAUUCCUGGAUUCAUCUUUAAAGUCUCUUCCUCUCAUUCUCAUUCUCUUCAUUCUUUCCUCCAGCACUUCUAUUUUUUUUAUUUUUUUUUUAUUACCUUUAAUACUGUUUGUACAACAUAAUGACUUCACACACAAUGGCUAUCAAAAAUGACCCAAAGCAAGAUCUGGACUUGUCCUUGACUCAGUCUAAAGCAAAAUCAUUUCUCAGCCCAUCCUUUGCUGCCUACAUGGACAAUCAAGAUCCUCUAAAGGAACUUCGCAAUGAAUUUGUCAUCCCUACCCGAGGUGAAAUCGCACCAGGUGCUGAUCGCUCGAAUGAGAGCUGCAUCUAUUUAUGUGGCAAUUCACUGGGUCUUCUGCCCAAGGCCGUCUCACGCUAUGUAAACGAAGAACUUCAAGUAUGGGGUGAAGGAGCUGUCAACUCUCAUUUCAAGCACCGUUUCGGCCGUCCUUGGGUCCGAAUUGAGGAAACUGUCCAGGAGCAAUCCGCCAAAAUCGUUGGUGCCAAGAAAGAUGAAGUUGCAGUCAUGAAUACACUCACGUCUAACCUUCAUACACUUCUUGCAGCUUUUUAUACUCCCACGCCUGAAAGGCAUAAAGUCUUGAUUGAAUCCAAGGCAUUCCCCUCAGAUCACUAUGCGAUCGAAUCUCAGAUUCGGUGGCAUAAGCUCGAUCCUGCCACAUCUUUGCUUUGUCAGGAGCCUCGUCAGGGAGAAUAUUUGUUAAGGACAGAAGACAUCUUGGAGACUAUCGAGAAGCAUGGCCACGAGAUUGCUGUUGUUGCCUUCUCGGGUGUUCAAUAUUAUACGGGACAAUACUUUGAUAUAGAGGCUAUCACUAAAGCUGCUCAUGCAAAGGGGUGUAUUGUUGGUUGGGACUUGGCCCAUGCUGUAGGCAAUGUACCUUUGCAACUGCAUGACUGGAAUGUUGACUUUGCAUGCUGGUGCUCUUACAAGUACCUUAAUUCGGGCCCUGGAGGCAUCGCCGGUAUCUUUGUGCAUGAGCGUCAUGCUAUGGGCUUUGAACGCAACCGUUUGGCUGGUUGGUGGGGACAUGACAAGAGCACGCGCUUUGAAAUGAUCAAUGUAUUCAAGCCGAUCCCUGGUGCUGCCGGUUUUCAGCAUUCAAAUCCAUCGGUCUUGACCACUAGCGCGUUAUUGGGCUCCCUCUCUGUCUUUGAAAAGACAACUAUGCAAGAGAUGCGUAAGAAGUCAUAUUUGUUGACAGGAUACCUUUACCACCUCUUGACCACAGAGUUCUCAACAGAUGUGCUAGAGAUCAUCACGCCCAGUGACCCGGAGCAGCGUGGCUGUCAAUUGAGCUUGGUCUUUAAGCAUGGUAAGAUGAUGGAGAUCUUUGACGGUUUGGCCGCGAGAGCUAUCAUUGGUGAUGAGCGUAAACCCGAUGUCAUUCGUGUUGCGCCCACACCAUUGUACACUCGCUUUGAAGACGUGCGUCAAUUUGUUGUUGAGCUCAAGGAUCUGGUUGCACAGGUCUACUACCUCGAAAAAGAGAAGUAGAAGUCAUCUUCAUCUUUGGUUCUAAUAUAAAGCGAGCAAUAUUAAUAAAAUCAAACUAAUUGGCGAUAGAUAUAGCAGAGAUAUUUUUAAUAUAG